Molecule: messenger RNA, 1290 nt
Organism: Morchella sextelata
Lineage: Eukaryota; Fungi; Ascomycota; Pezizomycetes; Pezizales; Morchellaceae
Exons: 5
Coding region: 1-1290 (429 amino acids)
Molecular function (GO): monooxygenase activity; heme binding; iron ion binding
Source: RefSeq, a predicted model, not a curated record
AUGACCUCUAUAGGGCCUGUGGUGCGGAUUACACCAAACAUACUUAGCUUCUCCGAUCACCGUGCAAUCAAAGUUAUCUACGGACGCGGUGCUGGCGAGUUUGCGAAGGGCGAUGGGUUCGGUAAUGGGUUUCUGCCAGGCGGAGAUCCGCCAGUAUUUUUUGCGAAGGAUCCAGUGGUGCACUCACGCGUGAGGAAACGGAUUGCUCACGCUUAUUCGAUGACAUCUGUGGCUCAAAUGGAGCCGUCAGUAAGCGCUUUAGUAGAGGAAUUCAGUCGAAACAUCGGCAGGUUUGCAGAACGCGGCGAGGAAUUUGACUUGGUCGAGUGGGUUAAUCAUCUUACCUUCGAUUUGAUAAGUGAGCUCGGAUAUGGGAAGAAAUUUGGAUUCAUGGAGACAGGAGGCGACGUUAACGGAUAUCAAGAAUCAAUGCAUCAUAAUUCACCUAUGUUUCCAAUUUUAGCUGCAUUUCCAACCCUCGCGGCGCUAUUGGGAGUCGUAAUAAAAUAUCUUCCUCCUCCUAAAUCUGCAACUGGAAUCGGUCAUCUAUUUGGGCUAGCAAAAAAGAUCAUCGCUGAUCGACGUGCUUCCACCAGUUCAAGUAAUAAAAAAGAUCUCCUCGGUGGUUUUCUUACUUCCAAGACUGAGGAUGGCUCCCCAAUAUCCGAAAGUUCAGUCUUUGGUGAAGUCAUGGGGACACUUAUUGCUGGUGCAGACACCACCGCAGCAUCAAUUCAAGGGGCAAGCCUCUAUCUUUUACAGAAUCCUCCAGUUCUUCAGCGUCUCAUAGGCGAACUUGAUCAAACCAACCCAGUAUCUUACGCAGAUACGCUGCCUCUAGAGUAUUUCAACGCUGUGUUAAAGGAGACUCUCCGACUAUCGCCCUCUAUCGGCGCAACAUUCGGCCGGAAAGUUCCGGUGGGGGGAGCAGAAAUAUUACCUGGUAUCUGGGUCCCAGGAGGCUUUGAAGUCGGAAUCAAUAAUUGGGUUGUUGGGAGAGAUAAGGCCUUAUAUGGAGAUGAUGCGAUGGAGUUCAGACCCGAGCGAUGGCUGGAAAAGGGCAAUCGAGCUCGUUUUGCGGAGUUUGAAUUUGGAUUUGGAGGCGGGAAUAGAGUGUGCAUUGGCAAGAAUGUUGCAAUGAUGGAGAUUUGUAAAACGAUUCCUGAAUUAUUUGGAAAAUUCGAGCUGGAACUAAUGAAUCCGGAGAACCCAUGGGUUGAAGAGUCGAGAUUGUUCUUAUAUAAGAGUGGACUGAGAGUAAGGGCGAGAAGGCGGGUUCUUAAGGUUUAA